AUGUUUAAAGUAUCUUGUUGUACACUAAGGUGUAUUCAACACCAGACACCCAAGAACAUUAGCUUGUUUAUCCCACGCGCUACUACUUCUAUUACUUCAAUUGCCCAUUAUGCCACAGCUGCAAACGAAGAUCCUGAGCUUGAUCAUCAUAAAAGAUUAGAUAUCCAUCCAUGGCCAAAAACAAAAGAUCCAACUCCAUAUGAAAUCUUCAAUCUUGGAGAACAGGAUAAGAAACUAUCUACGAAAGAAUUGAAGAAGAUACUAAAGAAAACAUAUUUGGCCUAUGUCAAACUAUAUCACCCUGAUACUAGUUUAGUUAUUCAUCAUAAAGGAAAACCACUUUCAUCAGAAGAAAAGAAGAAGCGGUUCGAAUUAGUACAAAAAGCAUAUGAUAUAUUAAAAGACCCUCGUCGUAGAAUUGCCUAUGAGAGAUAUCAAACUACAUCAUGGGAACAACAGACCAGAAUGCCAGAUCCAGCAGAUGGAUUCAGUAAGGAGCAUUUUGAAGCUUAUAGAAGAGCUAAUGCAUUUAGAGGGAAAUAUUCUUUUGAGAAUAAUGAGGAAUUCUGGCGGGCAGCGACGUGGGAAGAUUAUUAUCGGGCAAGAUAUAAGAGACCUGCACCUACUGUUGAAGAAUUGGAGAAGAACAAAUAUAAGAUUCUUUAUGGAGUCUUGGCUGUAGGCGCCAUUGCGUUUGCAUUGCAGAUAUCGAGAGCUGUUGACCGAGUGAAUGAGAGGUUAUUGGACCAGCAAAAAUUAAAUUUGAAGACAAUGAGAGCUUUGAAUGAGUCAUAUGACAAUUAUGGAAUGGGGGAGAAGGAAGCUGAUAGAGUAAGACGAUUUAUAGCUGCAAGAAGAGCUAACUUAGUAGGGAAAUUUGAUGCUACUAUAUCUGAAUUCUCAACCCCACAAGAAGAAGAUAGGCAUGCAUUGGUCCAAUAUGCGAAGAAGAAAGUUAAGAAAUGGGACGAUGAAGAUGCCUAUGGGUUACAGCCAUCUGUAUUACCACUUUCUGAACCAGCAGAAAUUAGUAACUGA
Messenger RNA from Hemisphaericaspora subhashii, 1038 nucleotides. RefSeq lists its product as uncharacterized. The record is from RefSeq and is a predicted model, not a curated record. The coding region runs from base 1 to 1038 and encodes 345 amino acids. NCBI's taxonomy places the organism in Eukaryota, Fungi, Ascomycota, Pichiomycetes, Serinales, Debaryomycetaceae. The transcript has a single exon.